GUGCCUUUCUUCAUCCAAAAAGACCUGGAGUCCUGGGCCCUUCAUUCCCACGGCCGCUGUGGGAGCCCUGUGCUCAUCAACGACACCAACAUCGCUGAGUACAUCCCGGAUCUUCCAGAAGAGUAUUUCAGGCUCCCCGACCAUGGAUCCCGGUCGGACGUUAUCCGCUAUGCUUUGAUCUAUCAUCAUGGAGGCAUCUACAUGGACACCGACAUCUUGGUCCUCAGGGACUUGAACGAGGUGCUGGACAAGGUUGCCGACGAUUACGACCUGAUCUCCUAUGCUCAGAAGAUUCACAGUUGCCUUGAGGGGAGGAAGAGCUGCAAGGCCUUCAGCUCCAACUUCCUUGCCGCCCGCAAGGGCAGCGCCUACAUGAAGGAAGUCUGGGAGGCGCAGAAGAAAGCGAUGACGAGUCACUGCGAGUCCCAUGACGACCGUGACACGAAGGUUUGCUGCCCAGCGAACCCUAAGCACAAAUGCCACGUACACUGGGGUGCUAUCGGUGAGAUGGUGUCUCAUCCAGUGUUCGACAAGUUCGCUGCCGCGAAUCCUUCAAUGAAGAAGCACUGCUUCGCAGAGGAGGAAGGCGAGUCCUUCGCUCCCGAGGGCAUGGGCACCGUGCUCUUUACCAAGCGGAAGCUCCAAGAUGCCUUGCCUUUCUUCACGAGCAUCAAGACAAAGAAGCCCAUGGAUCGACUGGCCUACCACCUCUUCAAUGCCCAGGGCUUUCAAAGGUUGCGGGCCAAGAAGGUCAAGGUUCUGCUUCAGGUGGCCACAAUCGUCAGUGCAUACGCUAGGGAGUACGCUGGCGGCGCUAUCUUCGACUCGGCUCUUUUCGUCGGAGCGCUCUAUCGGAAGAGCUUGGGAAAUGCCUCGGCGCCACCGAAGGGUCCCGCAGACGACGGCCCAGCCGAGUACUGCGCAUCGGAAGGUGAGAAUUGCCCAUGCUCGGGGCGAGUCUUCUUUGGCCGGAAGUUCGACAACGACAAGGAUGGGGACAAGCUGGACUUAUCUGAGAUGGUCUUGCAGCAGUAUCGCAUGAUGGAGGUCAACGGAGAUAUUGCCUGCACGACUUCCGGAUUCAUGGGUGAUCCCCAGAUCAAUCGUCCCAAGCAGUGCCUCUGCCAGGCCAUGAAGGGAGGCCCUGCACCGCGCAGCCCGGCCGAGGACGGUCCGGCCACCAUUUGCGCAAACGAGGGCGAGAUGUGCGAGUGCGAAGGGAAAGCUUACUACGGCCGCAAGUUUUCCAUGGGCAAGGACAAGGUGAUCAUCGACGCGCAGCAGACAUACCGCGAGGGCGUAAUGAAGCUGGAAGGUGUGGAGCCGGCUUUGGAGGAGUGCGCGGCUUUGUUGAAACGCGCCCGCGCAGAAGGUGCUACAGUGGUGCACAUCCAGCACGAUGCUGGGGAGGGCUCGCCGUACGACCUCACUCAACCGGUGGGCCAGAUCGCAGAGCCUGUUGCACCCGUAGCUGGAGAGGAGGUCAUUGUCAAGAAGGUGCCCAACUCCUUCCAUGACACGACUCUCCAUCAGUACCUCCAGGACAAGGGCGUCAAGUCCCUGGUGCUAUGCGGCUUCAUGGCUCACAUGUGCGUGAACUCUACGGCACGUGGCGCUUUCAACCUUGGCUACGCUUCCACUGUGGUCGCCAGCGCAACAGCAACACGUUCCCUAGCAGAUCCUAUCAGCGGGGAGCCUGUAGAGGCAGCCUUGCUGAAGAAGAGCGCGCUGACGGCCAUCUCCGACGUUUUCGCUGUCAUUGUGCCUACGGCUGACAAGCUGCCGUAG
This is a messenger RNA of Symbiodinium necroappetens, 1788 nucleotides long. The record is from the annotation of a GenBank genome assembly. NCBI's taxonomy places the organism in Eukaryota, Dinophyceae, Suessiales, Symbiodiniaceae.